UAAAACCCCCCACCUCCUUCUCUCUUCCUCUCUCUCUCUCUCUCUCUCUCUCUAGAUGUCACGAACCCCAUUCUCUCUCCUCAUCCUCAGGCGCCUCUCCCCUCCUUCCCCGACCCCUAGGCCCCGCCCCCCCUCCGCCGGCCGGCGCUACUCCUCCGCCUCCCCCUCGGCUCCCUCGCCGGAGCCGCCGCCGAAGCCGUCCAACCUCUCGGCUCGCCUCAGCUUCGUGUUCGACCAGAUCGACGCCAUCGAGAAAGAGCGGGAGCGGUCUCAGAAGGACGAGACCCUCCAGCGGAUACGCGCCUGGCGCGAGGCGAAGGGCGGCGGCCACGUGCCCCGGGGCGCGGGCGCCGAGGCGGCGGCGGCGGAACCGGGCCCGCGCGGGGCGUCGGGCUUGGACGGCGGCGAUGGUGAGGACGAGGGCUCGAGGGGGGAGGAGGUCGGUUCGCCCGAGAGCGGAGCGAGUGGUUCGAGAGGAGGGGAGGCGGUGAAGGAGGUGGAGCUGGUGCAUCCGUGGAGGGAGUGGGUUGAGUUGAUGGAGAGGCUGGUGCAGCAGAAUUACUUUGAUCAUAGGAGGAAGGAUGAGGACAGGAUGGUGCGGGAAUCGGGGUUCGAGGUCGGAGAUAUCCCGGAGGAGCGUUUCGAUGGUAAUGCCGAUCUCAAGACUGUUCAGACCGCUUGUUUGAAUUUUGGGAAAGACCGGUUCGACAUCUUGAGGUCAUUGUCGAGACAGGACAUUCAAAUUCUUGUUGGUUACGGAUGCCCUAGUGCUGACAAGAAGGUGGUUAUGGCUGCCAAACUAUUGAGAAAGCAUGUGCACCUUGAUGAAGGAGAUGUUUGUAGUUCCUGCAAUCUGAGGAGCUCCUGUGAAAAAGCCUAUCUUUUAACCAACAAAGAGGACGAGGCGCGUACAAUUGAUGUAGUGCGAGUUCUAUCUACAUUCGGUCUUGAUCAUGCCCAUGGCUUAGUGACAAAUAAAUCUCUUCUGAAGCAAAAAUCUGUGAAAAUUGUUGUCCGCAAGUUGCUUCAUCAGAUCAUUAAGUUGAGUGCAGUUCCUAUUGAUCCAAACCUUCCCCCUCCAGUUAUCAAAAGACCUCCACCGAAGGUCAAACAACCUCCACCAACUCCGAAGAGACGAGUUGGACGGGAUGAUGUAGAAAUGAAGAAAGGAGACUGGUUAUGUCCUAAGUGUGACUUCAUGAAUUUCGCAAAGAAUACAGUGUGCCUACAGUGUGAUGCGAAGCGUCCAAAGAGACAGCUGCUUCCUGGAGAAUGGGAAUGCCCGGAGUGCAACUUCUUAAACUACCGGAGAAAUACGGCCUGCUUCCAUUGCGAUUGCAAGCGCCCACCUGACCAGUUCAUGGAAGACAAAUUGCAGGAAAGACGUCAGAAUCCAAGGACAAGGUUGGAGAGGACUGCCAGCCGCCCAGAAGUCUCUAAUGCAUGGAACUUCGAUUUUGAUGAUGAUGAAUCUGAUGGAGCAGAUGUUGCUGCUUUUGAGUAUGCAGACUCGACAAUGAAGGGAGAAGAUUCUUCUUUACAUAGCCUGGAGCAGGGAAGGAAUCAUCGAGGGUUUGAAGAUGAUUUUCAUCGCAAUAAUAAAUUCCCAAGAGUUGGUAACAGAGAAUAUUCUGAUUCCGAUCACGGUUCUCGUGCCGGUUUUGAUGAUUUUGAUGAUGAGGAAGAUGACGUGGACAGUUACGAGCUAGAAACACGGAAUAAUCAAUCGGUUAGGAAUGGGUCCUCGAUAGAUUUUUCUGAGGUUGAAGGGGACUCCGGGUCUGAAGAUGGAGACUUGGACAAGAAAUCACUUGCUCGAGAAAAACCAAGGUCACUCUCGCCCAAUAGGCCAUUGAAACCUUUACGUCGUGGGCGCUCUGUUCCUGGUUCAUAUGAUGACGAAGUUGAUUUUGAUUCUGAGGAUGAGACUUCGGUCCGUCCUAACUGGAGAUCUAGUCACGUUGCGGAUUCUAGAAAUAGAGGCAAAAGUAGAAGUCCUCCAGGUAAAUUCAGGGGAUUGAGCUAUGGCUCAGAUGAAGAAGCUGGGCUGUAUUCAGAUUCAGCUGAUGAUUCGGAUGAGGACCAACGGAUGCGGAGAAGUAAAGCGGGUAAAUUUUCUGAUAAAGUAGUACGUCAGAGGAAUUCUCGACUUUCUGGCUCCGAAUCAGAUGAUUAUACAAGUUCCCAUGGAACCAAGUUUAGAAGAAAAGGCACAUAUCCAAAUAGAACAGGGAGCAAAUUUGAUGGGCGUGGCUCGCGUAGUAAUAGGAGCAACUUUUCGGAUGACGACUUCGAUAGGCCGUCAAGAGGAGCACGUGGAGGUAUCAAAAGUAGAGGACCUCGAGCGGAUGAGUUCAGUGGGCGGAGGAAUGAUCGAAGAUCGGAUGGUCCAAGGAAUUAUAAGAGUCCUCCCAGAGCAGGAAAAUUUGAGAACAACCAGCUUGGAAGGUUUAACAAAUACAAGGAUAACAGGGGCGGCGGUGGCGGUUCUGAUGACUUCAGAAACCGAAGGCGUGUAAUCGAGCGAUGAUCUCAGUUUACGACUUACGACAGAUAUUAACUGAAUUCACGUAUGCAUGCCGUGUGAGCUGGUUUGGAUGAGAAUCCCCCAUUGAGCAGCAUCAGCAGCAUCACGUUACUGGAAAAGGGGCUUCCAACCGUCUGAUAAUCUAAGGUAUUAUCCCUGAGAGCACGGCAGAAAUGGUGAAGUGAUUUGAUCUUUCCUCUUCGCCUCGUAAUUUAAUUUCGGGGAAGAAAAAUACAGAAUUAUUGUACCAAACUUGGGCGUGUCGAGGAGGCUCGCCGUCGUCGGAUGCGUGAUCAUUUUCUUUUUCUUUCUGAAAAUUGAAAUUUCAUACUGAAUCCUUGUAAUGAAAUGAAUAGAGCCCACAAUUUUUGCGAUC
Molecule: messenger RNA, 2903 nt
Organism: Syzygium oleosum
Lineage: Eukaryota; Viridiplantae; Streptophyta; Magnoliopsida; Myrtales; Myrtaceae
Exons: 5
Coding region: 56-2530 (824 amino acids)
Cellular component (GO): cytoplasm
Molecular function (GO): mRNA binding
Source: RefSeq, a predicted model, not a curated record